AUGCAGCAUACAGCUUGUGGAACACUGUCUCGAAAAGCUGAUAGUCGUCGAAUAAAUAUUAUGGAGGAGAAGCAUCACGAUGACCUAGUGGAGCAAGUAUCAGGAUAUCUAGAAAAUGGAAUUUCUCUUUUGGCUUCAAGGCGGUACACCAGCCCAAGUACCCAACAAGUUCAAACUCGACAACAUGGCAAAAAAUCGGUGGAUUCGACUGACUUCUAUUUAUUUUAUUCCUUCUUCCCCCUGGCGGCUGACUAUCACUUGCACCAGAACUCCCCUGUAAUGGUCGAACGGUAUCUUCAAGUGACGCGUAAUACCAGAACCUCCCUCCAGGCAAAACAAAGUCGGAGCUGGGUUUCUAUACGGUACUAUUAUGGUAAAAGAAAUUCGCAAUUUGUACAAACCUCGACAGUAGAUACGCGUCCAAAACAAAUAGUCCGCUUGGACUUCAAAAGUGCAAAGCAAGGGAGAAAACAGGCUCCAACGUGCGACAGUGACAAGUGCAAAGUCAGAUACAAAUGGCCGGAUGACCUCAAGGUCAAAUGGGUGAAGUGGUAUGGACAAACAAACGUCAGUUCAUAUAUACACAAAACGCAAAAGUGGGGCGGGGGUUACAAAUGGGGACAAAAUAAACGUGGGGAAUUGCAUUGUCAACAUAACGGAUGA
This is a messenger RNA of Opisthorchis viverrini, 663 nucleotides long. RefSeq lists its product as hypothetical. Bases 1 to 663 code for a protein of 220 amino acids. The record is from RefSeq and is a predicted model, not a curated record. Lineage: Eukaryota; Metazoa; Platyhelminthes; Trematoda; Opisthorchiida; Opisthorchiidae. The transcript has 2 exons.